Messenger RNA from Salvelinus sp. IW2-2015, 3308 nucleotides. RefSeq names its product ubinuclein-1-like. Gene Ontology annotation, cellular component: nucleus. Lineage: Eukaryota; Metazoa; Chordata; Actinopteri; Salmoniformes; Salmonidae. The record is from RefSeq and is a predicted model, not a curated record. Gene Ontology annotation, biological process: chromatin organization.
GAAGUUAUUUGACCAGCUACUAGUUCAGCGGGACGCGGAUGUUCCGAUAGUCUGUUGUUCGCUGCCAUGGCCGAACCACGAAGAGUUCAACUGACUACUCUGUCCGGUAAUGUCCCCCUGCAGUCAGCCGUGGUGGUCAAACCAGCGUUACCCCCUAAAGAGGCGGUCACCGUUACGCCAGUAGCUGCGUCGACCUCAUCUUCCUGGGGAAGUCCAACCAAACAACCUGUAGCCACAUCGAACUCGUCAUCUCAGGGUAGUUCAAGCAAACUGGUUAAGACCGAACGCUUUGUCCUGACGCUGUUUGAACCAGACCAGCAUAGGUGUCCUGAGUUCUACUACCCUGAACUUGUUUACAAAAAGAAGAGCGUUUCAGACAAAGAUGUACCAAACACAAUUGAGCAGGAAAACKGAGAGAAGGAUGAACUUGGASCWAUCGCCAGGAGAUUCGAGGAUAAAUAUGGAUGUGGGAACAAACGUAAGAAGGAUCGUAUUCAGGAUCUAGUGGAUAUAGGCUAUGGUUAUGACAACGAGGACUCUUUCAUCGACAACUCCGAGGCAUAUGAUGAGUUGGUCCCAGCCUCUCUGAACACCAAGCUGGGAGGGUUCUAUGUUAAUUCUGGUCCGCUCCAGUUCCGCCAGGCCUCUGAUACGGAGACAGGCGACGACUUCAUGACCAAGAACCAACAACCCAAGCCCUCUAAAAAACGCAGGAAGGAAGAGGGAAAAGUGAAGAGGAGGACCCACCCUGGACAGGUGGCGACUGAAAACCCCACACUGUCAAACACUGGUGUUCUACCUGACAAGAACAUGUGGGAGGAGAAACCGAAGAAGAAGAAGAAGCCAGCUGGUCCUCUGAGUGUCACAGACAUGCUGAGAAAGUUCCAGAAACAGAAAGACAAAGAGAAACUGAAAAGGGAGAAAGAGGGAGAGCAACAGAAGUUCGGUCUGGGGAAGACUACACUACCCACAACCCCCUAUGUUUCUGCAGACCCUGCUGGGGGCGGCGCCAACUUGGCGGACCCUCUGCUCAGCUUGAUCGGAUCGACCAAUGACAGGGCGUUUCUCCAGGCAGCCAGCACUUUGGACUUUGACCUCGAUCUAGACACCCUAUUGGACGCCUCCGCUGAGACGCUGGCCAAUCAGGUAGUCGUCGCCAUGACCUUAACCAAUCAGGAGGUCAACGCCAAGACCUUGGCCUACAAGGAAGUGAACGGACUCGGUGCAGGGGGUGACCCCUCUGCUUCCACCCUGGAGAGCCACACACAGACCCCCAUCGACCCUGUCCCUCAACCCCAGGASCAGAUUGACCUUGUCCCUGAAUCCAUCUCCAAGCCCCAGGCCCCAAAACCAUCUACACAGCCACAGCCAGUCUCUGGCCCACAGGUCCAGCCCCUGUCACAGCCCACUCCCCUGCCUGAAGGUCUGUCACCAGCCAUGGAGAAGAGAGCUCAAGACCUGGCCCUGGCUGCAAAGGGGUUGGAGGGAGAGUCAAAGGUCAAGUUCUUCACACCAGAGGUCAACACCAUCCUACUGGACAUUGAGCUGCAGUGCAGAGAUGUGAGUGGCCAGGUGCGUUCUAAGGUGUACACACACCUUGCCUCAUUCCUCCCCUGCAGCAGAGACACACUGCUGAAACGGGUCAAGAAACUACUGCUGACACAGGAGGAGCCUCUCCAGAGGUUGAGGCAGGCAAUCGACAAGGUGAUGCCAGAACAGAUCUCCCGUUACCACGACGACUGCCAGGCCCACGCCCAGGCCAGGGCCGCUAAGAUGGUGGAGGAGAGUAAAGAGCGAGAACAGAAGGAGAACACGGGGUCAGAAGAGGAGGGGGAGGAGAGGAGUGGCAAACGAGUGGUGGGCCCCAGGAAGAAAUUCAGAUGGAACCAAGAGAUCAGGGAGUGCCUGUGCAUUGCGGUUCGGGUGCGGAUGGACAGAUUCCAAGUGGAGAAAGGGAAAACUGAGACGCAGGGACCGGAGGAGUUCCUGAAAGCUUUCUUGGACACAGAGAUCAAACCCCUCUGGCCUAAAGGCUGGAUGCAGCCCAGAGUGCUGCUAAAGGAGAGUAGAAGAUUCCACUGCCCCACUGCACCUCUACAGCAAGUGAAGAGGAAGUUGAAGUCGGAGAAGAAACGGUACUCUUUGGGCAGUGCUCCAACUCUUCCAGGGACCUCCAGUGGGCCUGUGGAGCCUCAGGUUUUCCUAGGAGUUCAACCCCAGAACGGAUCACCUCUUCUGGGCUCAGGCGUAUCCGCAGCCCCUCAGAAUCUCGAUGACUCUCUGGACCAGGGUCGCAUCCUCACACCCCCCUCUUUAGGGGUUGUGAAAGAGGAGCUAGCUGAGCUGAGGGGGGAGGAGAGUUGCAGGGCUGAUUCUGGUUUCCCCAUCGCUGUGUUGACCCGCUACGAUGAUUUGAAACCUGUGCCUGUCAGCACGUCAGCCAAUACCAACACACAUGCUCAGUCAACGACCGCGAACACACACCCUCAGACGAACACUCACUCCCAGUCUCCUCUGACCGUGCUACCUGACCAGGCGCUGGCGCAAGUCCACAGCCACAAAGACUACAUUUCCCAGGGGCACCUAGCAUUGACGCAGGACCUUUCACUCCAGAAUGGCCACCCUCCUCCACCACAGAAGAAGAAGAAGAAACGGGUUUCUGAGGUGUCUGUGCUAAGCUUGCCUGCUCCAGAACASAAACCCACUCCUGGUCUUCCUGGAAUCCCUCUACUCCAUGCCCUGGGUUUCCCGCUUUCCGCCUUCGGACCAGGAACCAUGGGAACGCUGACCCAGUCGCAACAUUCCAAAGACGCCCUGGUCACCGGCACCACCCCUGGAACGUUCCACCACGGACUCACGCACAAUGGCAGCCAGCUGGUGGGAGAGGGACCCAACGCUCAGAGAAAACUACAGUGAUCCAACCCUCCGACAGUGAACAUCUAGAAUGGAUUCAGAAUGGACACGUGCAGUAAAAAAAAAAAAGUUUGGGGGAAACUUGUGAAAAAGUAUAAUCAGAAAACUGGAUGUAAAAGGCCUAUUGAGCCUGGAAUAAUGAUCUUGGAAUGGGCACCUAUAAGACAUUGGAACUUCUGAGCCCCUGCUGAUCAGAUUUGAUGGAACAUUCCUCGUCAGCAAUGGGAUGGGGUGAAACUUUUAAAUGGGUCACAGAGCUGCAUGUAUAUCACUGGCUAGCACAGCGGUGUUAUGAGGAAUGUUACACUUACUGAAUUGAAUGUGUUUUUGCCAUAUUAAGUAUUAUAGUUUGUAUGGUUAUUCAAAUAAUGUAACCACAUUGGUAGCACGUUGUA